Colletotrichum destructivum is the source of this 1041-nucleotide messenger RNA. Its product is annotated as Putative S-adenosyl-L-methionine-dependent methyltransferase superfamily. The coding region runs from base 1 to 1041 and encodes 346 amino acids. The transcript is spliced from 9 exons. Lineage: Eukaryota; Fungi; Ascomycota; Sordariomycetes; Glomerellales; Glomerellaceae. The record is from RefSeq and is a predicted model, not a curated record.
AUGGCCGAUACCCCGGGCAUGGCGGCGCUCCAUCCCGAGGAGCUGGAUGAGGCCCUCGAGGUCGACGAGGGAUUUGUUUCGGACGAUGGGUCUACCAUGGAUGAUCAAAUUGCGAGGUACACUUUGUCGCUCUCCUCGAGCGUCGUCGACUACCCGGAAGAGUACGGCCGGCGCUACCACGCCUUCCGGCCCGGGACCUACGCGUUCCCCAACGACGAAGUCGAGUUGACCCGUCUCGACAUGGCACACGCCCUGAUGGUUCGAGCGAUGGGGAACAGGUUGUACCUGGCGCCUCUGGAAAGGGACAAGGUGCACAGGAUCCUCGAUAUCGGGACGGGCACCGGCAUCUGGGCCAUUGAGAUGGGUGACAUUUUCCAGAACGCAGAGGUUAUCGGGAACGACUUGAGCGCCAUCCAGCCCGAGUGGGUCCCCUCGAACGUCAAGUUCGAGAUCGACGACGUCGAGAGCCCCUGGGUCGGGCACAAGAAGUUCGACUACAUUAUGUGCCGGUACAUGGCCUGCUCGAUCGGGGACUGGCCGAGUCUGAUUGAGAGGAUAUACGACCACCUGAACCCCGGCGGGUGGGCCGAGUUCCAGGACAUGGGCACCGAGUACUACUCGGACGACGGGACGUACACGGCGCGGCACGCCACUUACGCCUGGAACCAGACCUUUGUGCGGACACUCCGGGCGGUCGGGCGCGACCCUUGCCCCGGGCCGCAGCUCGAGGGCUGGGUGCGCGCCCACGGCGGCUUCGGCCGCGUGUCGCACCACCGGUUCAAGACGCCCAUCGGGCCCUGGGCCAGGGACGCGCACUUCCGGGGCCAGGGCAUGCUGAACCUGGCGCAGAUCCUCGAGGGCCUCGAGGGCUUCUCGAUGAAGCUGUUCUGCGGCGUGCUGGGGUGGCCCGAGGAGAAGGUGCAUGCGCAUCUGGAAGCCGUGCGGCACGAGCUGAAGUGCGGCGCGUUCCACGCGAUGCUGGAUCUGCAUACUGUCUAUGGGCAAAAGCCGCCCAGGUUGGAUUCACCCGUGGAUGACUGA